GAGCGACCGGGGUGCAGUUUAGAGAUGAGCUGAGCAUCACAGCCCCGCAUACAAGGAAACGGACUAACACAGCACUUUUUUUUCUCCUCUCCAGACUUCCCACAAUGUCUCUCGCUUCCGUAAAGCACAAGAGCUUUAUGAGGUGAAAAAAGUGUGGUAUGCACGCAGAGAGGCAGAUGUGAGCAGGUUUUUGUCUCUGAGGAGCGGGGAAUCUCUGCCCAGUCAAGGAAGACCCCCUCAAUUGUUUCCUGCGCCAAGAACUGUAAAGACAUGGUCAUCACGGCGCAUCUGUGAUGAGCAGCAGGCUGUGAGUGUGAGGAAGUCUCCGAGGAUGUCCCCGACCUGUGUGCCCCAGUGCUGAGGAAGCUCCACAGGGCUGACUGGUGGCCAGCAUGUCUCAGCACCAUCAAUACCAGCGAGGCCCCCACGGCCGCACCAUGAGCACCGAGGAGAGGAGCUACACGCCAGUGAACAAGACCACAGUGCCGGUUCAAAAGAGCGCUUCCUCCUCUUCCUCGUCCCAGCGAGACAGCCGGCAGGAGGCAGACAGCUGGGAAAUAAUCGAGGGACUGAAAAUCGGUCAGAGCAACGUGCAAAGGCCCGACAAAAAUGAAGGUUUUAUGUUGAAGAAAAGGAAAUGGCCCUUGAAAGGAUGGCACAAGCGUUUCUUUGUUCUGGACAAUGGUAUUCUGAAGUACUCCAAGACCCCUAUUGAUAUUCAAAGGGGAAAACUUCAUGGCAGCAUCGAUGUUGGCCUCUCUGUCAUGUCCAUCAAAAAGAGGGCGCGUCGCAUCGACCUGGACACCGAGGAGCAUAUUUAUCAUCUGAAGGUCAAGUCUCAAGACAUCUUUGACGCCUGGGUGUCGAAGCUGCGCCAUCACCGACUCUAUCGACAGAAUGAGAUAGUGCGCUCUCCCCGGGAGCCCACGAUGCGAACGUUUCCUCCUCCAGCUGCCAUGGAGACGCCCCAGCCCUCCCCAAUUGUAGUAAAUGAAACAAAGCAGGCCAAGUCCAGCAGCUUGCCGUGGCAGCCGGCGGCUCCCAGCAGCAGCAGCAACAGCAGCCUGCAGGCGUCCUACAGCAACGGUCAGAGCAGGGUGGUCGCUUGGCUUCAAGAGUCGGAGGAGAUGGACAAGUGUGCAGAGGAGCUCGCACGCUGCCAGUCUAACCUGACCGAGUUAAGCCGGUUGUUGCAGAGCCUGGAGAUCCUGCAGAGGACGCAGUCAGCGCCCAACUUCACAGAUAUGCAGGCCAAUUGUGUAGAACUGUCAAAGAAAGAAAAGCGCUUGAACAGAAGAUGGAGAACAAAAAGUGUCGGCAAAGAUGCGAAAUUCCAACUGCAGGUUCCUCUGUCUGCCAGCAUGUCGCCUGUCCGCCUCCACUCUUCCAAUCCAAACCUGUGUGCUGAACUCGGGGACUACCAGCCCCCAGUUUCUCGCCUGUCAGACAGUGUGGAGUAUGCCAGCGACUACAUUAAACUUCAGGAGGAAUUCUGCACUAUUGCCCAGAAAGUCCACUCUCUCUUGAAGUCGGCCUUCAACACCGUGGCCAUAGAGAAAGAGAAGAUCAAGCAGGUUCUCUCUGAGCAGGAGCAGUCCGACCAGUCAUCCCAGAUCAUCUCUAUAAGGAAGUCUCUGUCGCUGGCUCUAGCCCAGAACGCAGAGCUUCGAAGCCGCCUCAACCGCAUUCACUCUGAAACUAUCCUGACGGAACAAGUUGUCAGCGUGAACAUCAUCCCCACGCCUGAUGAGGCCGUGGAGCAGAUGGGGAUCCCUCUGACUCAGCAGGCCUCUAAUGAAAGCCGACUCUCCAUGUCAGAGUCUGUCUCUGAGUUCUUUGAUGCGCAGGAAGUGCUUCUGUCAGCCAGCUCGUCAGAGAACGAGGGUUCAGAUGAUGAGUCAUACGUCAGCGACGUCAGCGAUAACAUUUCUGAGGAUAACGCCAGCGUGACCGACAACGUCUCCCGACAAAUGGCCAAUGGGGACUUUGCUGGCAGCGCUUUCCGUAACGGGCGGCGCAUUUGCCUGCCGGCUCCCUGCCCGGACACCAGCAACAUCAACCUGUGGAACAUCCUGAGGAACAACAUCGGCAAAGACCUGUCCAAAGUGUCCAUGCCCGUGGAGCUCAACGAGCCGCUCAACACGCUGCAGCGCAUGUGUGAGGAGCUGGAGUACAGCGAGCUCCUGGACAAGGCUGCGGAGACCGAGGAUCCCUUUGAGCGCAUGGUUCUCGUCGCAGCUUUCGCCGUCUCAGGCUACUCCUCCACUUACUACAGAGCAGGAAGUAAGCCAUUCAACCCUCUGCUUGGAGAGACUUACGAAUGUAUCCGGGAAGACAAGGGCUUCUGCUUUUUCUCUGAACAGGUGAGCCACCACCCUCCCAUCUCCGCCUGCCACUGCGAAUCCAAGAACUUCACCUUCUGGCAAGAUGUGAGAUGGAAAAACAAAUUCUGGGGAAAAUCUAUGGAAAUUUUACCCAUCGGCUCUGUGAAUCUCACAAUUCCCAGGUUUGGAGAUCAUUAUGAAUGGAAUAAAGUCACCACCUGUGUGCACAACAUCCUCAGUGGACGGCGGUGGAUCGAACAUUACGGGGAGAUCACCAUCAGAAACACGAAGAGUAGCACUUGUCUUUGCAAACUUACCUUUGUUAAGGGAAAUUACUGGAGCUCCAACGUAAAUGAGGUGCAGGGAUUUGUGAUGGACCAAGAGGGAAAAGUGAUCCACAGGCUUUUUGGGAAAUGGCACGAAGGUCUUUACUGCGGCGUCCCGCCAUCUGCCAAAUGCGUCUGGAGACCAGGCUCCAUGCCGACAGACUACGAGCUGUACUACGGCUUCACCAGAUUCGCCAUCGAACUGAAUGAGCUGUGCCCCGAGCUGAAAGACGCCCUGCCGCGGACAGAUGCUCGAUUCAGGCCUGAUCAAAGAUAUCUGGAGGAAGGAAACGUGGAGAUGGCCUCCUCUGAGAAGCAGCGCAUUGAAGAUGCCCAGAGAGCCAGGAGGAAGUGGAAUGAGGAGAACAACAUCAAACACGAGCCACGCUUCUUUAAAAAAGUGGUGGAUGCCAACCACAGGGAGAGGUGGGUCUCCAACAACAUGUACUGGGAGCUCCGCAAAAACCCCGGCUUCAUCAACAUGGAGCCCACUGUCAGCCUGUGGUAGCACACGGAGCUCCGCCUCCAACGCUGCAGACCAGGAAGCUCUUACCUAUGCACAGCGGGGUGUUGGACAGGAACACUCUGCGACAUCUGUGUGCAUGGACAAGAAGGACUGCGGAGCUGAGAAUGUGGAGGGGCUGCUACAUGGUCACCCAUCCGUGGAAACAUCCUCAUCCUGCUUGUUGAAGCUGGGUCGCCACUACUACGUAGAUCUCUCCUCAGCUCUUCUGACUUUCCCAGUUUGUCCUUGCCUUAAAAAGACCCCCAUACGAGUCAAAGUAUUAGGCGCCUUUUAGUUGAAGCCAUUUCGUUUCCAGACAGCAGUUUGGCUUAGACUAGUCUAUGGAGUAGACAUUUUGAAUACCUACCAAUAUGUGCAUGCUUAGAGAGCAGCUUUCACCGGCAUAAAGCCGUAUUUACUAUAUCAUCAAAUAUUGUAGAGAAAAAAAAAGAAGUAUUUUUAUACAUAAAAAAAAGAAUAUCUUGUGUGAAAGAAUUAUUUGAAUUGGCAAAUUUUAUUUAUUUUUGCUUUUUAAUACUAAUGAAUCUGUUAGGUGGCAGAAUCUUCUCUGGGGAAUCGACUCAUGCUAGAUUAACAGAAACAGUGGAAAGAGGUCACAUUACUAACACAUUUACAGGAGUAAAACAUGUAGGUUGCUUUAGAAUAUAAAUAGAAGAGAUGGUGAAUAGUUAAAACAUUGUCAUGAGUUAUUAUUUUCUAUAAAAUCAACUCAUCUAAAUUACACGAAACCUCAAAGACUUGCUUAGGGUCAGAAUGUGCUGCAAGAAUACAUUAGAAAUGAGUUUUUUCUGUCUGCAGAUGGUGCCCUGCAAGAGUAUUUAUUUUCACAAACUCCUUCGCAAUUUGUCAAGUCACAGCCACGAAACCUAAAUGUGUUUUAUUGAGAUUUUAGAUGAUAGUGGAGCAUAGCUGUGAAGUGGAAGGAAAAGGAAACAAGCAUAUGCUUUUGCAAAUAAAAAUCUAAAAUGUGUAAGUUCUUAUUCAGUAACCCAUGCAUGUCUUUUGGGAUAUGUCUCAAACAUCUUUGUACGUAUAGACACUGAAAUAUUUCAAAUCUUGCUUCAGAUUCUCGUUUGGAUAUAGAUCUGGACUUUGACAGGGCCACUUUAACCCAUGAAUACCCCAGUCUCAAAUCAUUUGCUGCCUUUAGGAAGGUGUCUUCCAUGAUUGCCCUGAAUUUAUCUUCAUCUAUAUUAGAUUACACGCAGGUGCACUUCAUCUGCUAAUAAGGAUGCUUUAUAGUAAAGGGGGCUGGCUGGAUAUAAAUACAUGCCUCACUUUUCAGAUAUUUGUAGAAAAUGUAAACAGCGUCUUUAUACUCCUACUUCGCACUGUGUUGGUCUAUCACAUACAGUCUCAUUAGAUAGACAUUAAGUUUUGUGGCUGCGAAAAUAUGUGAGAUAAAUGUAAGGGGUGUGAAUAAUUUUGAGAGACAGUGUAAAUGUUUCGUAGUGUCAUUGUGAGAAAAGAUGAAGCAAAAGUGUGGUAGAGAUCGUGACGUCUUUUAACGUGCAAAUCACUUUUAAUUUCUAAUUUUUUCACUUUUUUUUGUUAAUUUCUUUGAAAUUUCAAAUUACCAAUCCUAAUGAGUUAUUAAAGCUUUUAAAUCUCUGAGGCAGCAGACUAUAUAAAUUAUGAGGCAGCAGCGACACCUACAGGUUGCCAUGUAAAAGAACAGCAGGCUCAUUUACCUUUUUUUUUUCAGUUUUUUAACCAGAUUUAUGUCGGAUUCCCCAGAAAACUUACUGCUACAUCUUUUGUUUCUGCAAAGAAAACAAGACAGUUAUAUAAAGUUUGUAUAUUUACUGCAAAACAGAGAAGCUUUAAGGUUUUGAAUAGCUCUCCCUAUUUUUCUUUUCUUCUUCAGACUAAUAUAACAUCCUUUUAAAAUAACCCUCUAACACAUUUGAGUACUCAAAUCCUACAUCUGAACUGCUUCGUAUAGUUCUGGACUGCAGGGUGAGAGAGGAAUAUAUAUAAAGCCAGAGUGAAGAUUAAAAACCAAAAAAAGUAGAUCUGCUUUGCAUCUAUGUGAUUCUCUUAUUUAAAAGAAGGAAGAAAAAAAUUCUGGAUCACAAUCUCAACGCUAAAUCUCUUCAGUUUCACUUGCUGUGCCUUAAUGCAUUUAUCAAUGCGUCACACACACACACACCUGACAGGAACAUCACGCCAAGAAGAAGGUAUGCCAUUAAAGAAAGUCACACUUUCCAUCUACCUGCAGACGAUUACACACACCGAGGCUUCCCCUCUGGACAGAAUAGUUUAGAUUUAAUGUAUUUUUGUUCUGACUGCAUCAUGCUGGCGGUUUAAAGACGUUCUUCACCGCUGAAGCUGAUCUCCUUUCCCCCACCGGCUUCAGUGAUCGAGUCCCAGCAGCUCAAAGCAGUGCUUCUCGUAGUUCUUGUAUCAUAGAAUCAGGAGAGAAAAAAAAUAAAAGAUGACCUGAAGCUUUCUACAUCCAUCGCUCCACCUGCAUGUCUAGACAACUUUCGCUUGCCAAUGAAUGUCUUUGAUGCCUUACAAAGAAAGGUUAUUAUUUUCUAACUUGGACCCAAUCCUCCUUGUGGACUGACACGGAUCACAAAGCACUAAAGUCAGCUUGGUUUUAUUCAGAUCUACUCCCUAGUGGAUACCUUCUAAAGUGCAAUUUUAACUAAGUACAUAUCUUUCCAUGGACACUGUACACUGCUGCUGCAUAGUGCUUGUUCUAAUAAAAUGGCAAACAACAAACA
Molecule: messenger RNA, 5908 nt
Organism: Xiphophorus maculatus (southern platyfish)
Lineage: Eukaryota; Metazoa; Chordata; Actinopteri; Cyprinodontiformes; Poeciliidae
Gene: osbpl6
Product: oxysterol binding protein like 6
Exons: 23
Coding region: 393-3158 (921 amino acids)
Cellular component (GO): perinuclear endoplasmic reticulum; plasma membrane; cytosol
Molecular function (GO): cholesterol binding
Source: RefSeq, a predicted model, not a curated record